GUUCGCACAGUUGAACGGACGCACACAAAUCGCGAGUCAAAGUACACCUCCAGCCACAGCCACAGCUACAGCUACACAAUGGGUCUUCGAAAUUCCAAGCCAAAGCGUAGCUAUGAAGUAGCACCACCAAAAUCAUCCGAGAACAAGAUCCCACCCAAAGAGACAAAACCGCCCCCAUCCCCGAUACCCACCCCGGUGACACAGACAAAAUCGGACGACACACCCAGCCACAGCCCCAGCCCCAUCACCACUACACUCCCCGACGGCACUUCCCUGGUGCCAGAUUGGCUGAAUGAGACCCAAUUUGUGGAUAUACUUUCUGCGAAUGUUUCUCGGUUUUCAAAGAUUCUCAAGUUUCACGCCAAGCCCGCCAUGGCUCCAGGAGAGAAUUAUGCCACUCUCAUGCUGAGAGUCGGCAUCGAUGUGGAGCUCGAUGACAAAAGUACUAAGGCCAUAUCCUUCAUGCUGAAGGUUCCACACGAAACUCCUCAAAUGGAACAAAUGCUGGCCAUGGCAAACUUCUUCAAUACUGAGAAUAUGGCUUAUGUGGACGUAUUGCCGAAACUGGAAGCGCUCUACAAGGCCAAGGGACUGGACGUCACAUUGGCACCGCGCGCCCAUAGGCUAGACUCCAGCGUGGAGCCAAAACUGGCCAAUACCGUGCUCAUGAACGAUCUGGGUCAGGACGGUUUCAAGAAUUUGAAUCGUCGGGAGUGCCUCAACUUGGAGCAAACCAAGUUUGCCCUGCGAAAACUGGCCCAAUACCAUGCGGCCACCGCAAUGAUGAUUGAGGUGAAUGGACCUUUUCCAGAUGUGUUCAUGAAAGGUAUGCUCGGAACGAACAAGGAUGCCAUAAGAGCCUUUAUGGAAGGAAUGCUUGGCCCCUUCCAAGCCAAAUUCUUGGAACAUCUGGAACAUAUAAAGGAUGGAGAGCAGUAUCGGGACAAGCUUACCAAAACAUUUUCGCAAUUUGCCUCGGCGUUCGUUAAGCUAAGCGAGUACGAUCCCUCGCAGUUUUGUGUUUUGAAUCAUGGCGAUUGUUGGAUGAAUAAUUUGCUGUUCAAGCUCGACUCCAAGGGAGAACUUGAAGAUAUGGUGUUUGUGGACUUCCAAAAUCCCAAUUACGGACCCCCGGUCCAGGACAUCACCUACUUAAUCAUCACCUCAGUGCACAUAGACUACAAGACGAAGUACUUUGACUUCUUUAUACGGCACUACCACGAACAGCUUACCAAACAUCUGGAUCUGCUGGGCUUUACAGGUCGACAGCCUUCGCUCCGGGAGCUCCACAUGCAGUUCUAUAAGUACGGAGACUGGGCGUUGUUCCCCGCGAUUACAGUGCUGCCCGUCGUGCUCCUGGGGCCCACUGAGGGUGCCACUUUCGAGAAUUUCAUGGGUGACAACGAAUCAGCCGGCAACUUCAAAGACAAACUGUACACCAACCCACAGUACCGCAGCUACAUCGAGCAGUUGCUGCCUUGGCUGGACAAUCGAGGACUGCUGGACGUAGAGCAGCCGAUUAAGGAUGAAGCUCCUGCUCCAUUGCCUGCGCAGCCCGAAUCCUCCAACAAGAUCUUGGACUGGCUAGAUGUAAACGACUUCGGUGAUAUAAUUGCCGCCACGGAUCCAGAGUUCGAGAGCAUUGUGAGCGGUUCUUCGGAAUUGGCAACCAAACCAGGCGACAACUAUGCCUCCAAGCUGCUCAAAGUGGACAUCAACGCACAGCUAAAAGGUAAAAGCACCAAGACCUUUUCGUAUAUCCUGAAAGUGCAAGUGGCAUCUAACGAUAUGAUUGACUUUGCCGACUUUAACCUGUUUCCCAAGGAAACUUUGGUAUACGGUAAAUAUGUGCCCGCCUUCGAGGAACUCUAUAAGGAUGCAGGCCUAGCAGUCACAUUUAGUCCGAAGUCCUAUAGGCUGAGCAAACCGGUCACGGAAGAGUAUCUGAUUCUGGAGAAUCUGCAGACGAGAGGGUUCAAGAUGUGCGAUCGGAUGAAGGGCAUGGACUUGGAACAUAGCAAGUGUGCGCUGAAAAAGCUGGCCCAAUGGCAUGCAGCUUCACUCAGGUACAAGGAGCUCAAUGGUCCAUAUCACGCCUUGUGCCAGAAGGGCAUCUUUACCGAAAAAACGGCGGAAAUAUUCAAGAACAUGUUUGCCCAAAACAAGAAGACCUUUCUGGAUGUAGUGGCCAAGUUUCAAGGAGCUGAUGAGUAUAUGCAUAAGAUGCCGUCGAUUUUGGAAGCCCAUGUGGCGGAAGUCAUUAAGGACUCCCAAGUCAAUGAGGAAGAGUUCAAUGUGCUCAACCAUGGGGAUGCCUGGGUGAAUAACAUCAUGUUCAAAUACGAUGCGGACGACCGUGUCCAGGAAACAUACUUGCUAGAUCAUCAGGUCUCGCAAUACGGGAACCCAGCCCAAGAUCUAUAUUAUUUCAUAAUGAGCUCCACCGAGUUGGAUAUUAAAGUGGAUCAGUUUGAUUAUCUCAUCAGAUGGUAUCAUCAAAAUCUAGUGGAACACGCCGGCAUCUUGAAAUACUCCGGCUAUGUUCCCACUCUGAAGGAACUACACCUCAUAUUGAUACAGCAUCCCAUUUUCGCGAUCGGCACUGUGAUUAGUACCCUAUCCAUUUGCCUCAACAAAGCCGACGACAACUUUACUACAGAUGCCUUUUUUGGCGACAAUCCAGAAUCGGAAGCCCUGAGAACAGGGCUUUUAAGCAACGAGCGAUACAGAGCUAACAUUGAGCGUAUUAUGCCUUGGCUAAAUAGGCGUGGGCUGCUCGACUUUGUAGAGGACUCUGUGGCCGCAGGAAGAACUGUAUAACACAUAAGAUUCACUAGAUA
Messenger RNA from Drosophila subobscura, 2840 nucleotides. RefSeq lists its product as uncharacterized. The record is from RefSeq and is a predicted model, not a curated record. The coding region runs from base 79 to 2820 and encodes 913 amino acids. The transcript is spliced from 7 exons. NCBI's taxonomy places the organism in Eukaryota, Metazoa, Arthropoda, Insecta, Diptera, Drosophilidae.